Molecule: messenger RNA, 657 nt
Organism: Candidula unifasciata
Lineage: Eukaryota; Metazoa; Mollusca; Gastropoda; Stylommatophora; Geomitridae
Source: the annotation of a GenBank genome assembly
GCUCCGUCCUUCAAGAAACACGACAAAUACUCUGCAGGUGGGCCAAUAAGGGGAGUUGAUGGCUAUGCAAACACAGAAGUAAUGACAGAUGACGAGGAUAAGGCCCAGCUGUACAGCCAAGGACACACAGAAUCCAAAAAGCUGCACGGUCUUCGGAAGCUUUUUGGCCGCCUCAAGAGGAGCAACUCACAGGAUUUUGAGGGCAGCCGUGAAAGGGAGGAGGAUGGGGAAUUUAAGAGGGGUGGGGUUCGGGCGACUGCUUCGUCGCGGCUCGCAUGGAACAGAGAUGUCAAGGGGUUGAUAACCAACACAGAUGUCCCAUUUGCAAGGUGGGACACAGACCGGGUCACUGCAUGGAUGAAUGAUAUUGGUCUAAACAUGUAUCUGGUGGACUGCAAAAGAUGGGUGAAAAAUGGAGAGCAUCUUUUACGAUCAUCACAGCAAGACUUGGAAAAGGAACUUAAUAUCAAGAACAGUCUGCACCGCAAGAAGCUGCAACUGGCUAUGCAAGCAAUGGCAUCAGAGGGCAUUGAUAAAUUUUUGGAGCUGGACCACAAUUUUGUGGCCCGAUGGCUUGAUGAUAUUGGGCUGCCGCAGUACAAAGACUCAUUUUAUGACGCAAGAGUUGAUGGCAGGAUGUUGAAUUAUUUGACUGUG